Agrilus planipennis (emerald ash borer) is the source of this 1228-nucleotide messenger RNA. RefSeq lists its product as uncharacterized. Lineage: Eukaryota; Metazoa; Arthropoda; Insecta; Coleoptera; Buprestidae. Bases 419 to 772 code for a protein of 117 amino acids. Gene Ontology annotation, biological process: regulation of cell cycle. The record is from RefSeq and is a predicted model, not a curated record. The transcript has 3 exons.
AAACAUUAAUUUAGUUUAGCGUUAUAACAGAAUAGUUCAAUUACUAACUCUGAACCGUUUUUUAAGUGGUUAAUUAGUACCAGUUCUAACCAGAACAAAUGUAACUCGUAGUAAAUGUUCUCAAGAUUUAUUUACACGUAUUUCUGGUAUUUCUUAACGUUUAGUUGAAGAAACUAAACCGAAAAAAAUAAAUUCAAAACGAUUGUCCGACCUUCAAUAAAGCACUUACAUAAAUAUUUGUUAAUUAAGUCGAAAAAUAGUAAAACCCUUCAUAGAUUUUAAAGUAUAUCCAACUUAAGUCAGUAUUUUUUACAGUACGUCGUCAAUUAGUGAAACAGCCAUUCAAGAAAAGAAAAUCGUUCCUAUAAUCAAGAAAAGACUUUAUCAACAAGCAUCAUUUGGAAGUGAUGCAGAAAGAAUGCAUUGUGGAAGCAGUUCAGAAAGUAUAGGACCAUUUCCAGGGCGUACAAAAGUGAGUCCCGCUCCCGCAGUAAUUCCAGAGGUUAACGGGGAACGCGAAAUAAAAAUAAUUAAACCAUCAAAAGAUUACAAAUUCAGGGGAGAACGGGUCGUACUUGUUACGAAAAAUCAUUCUCCGUUUUUAGUAUGUUCCUUUAUUCCAUAUUCGAAAAGCUAUAAGUCAAGGGCCGAUGCAAGAAAGGAGGCCCAUCGCAAACGUCACAUAUCUGGUUCGCGCCCCUUAUCCGUAGGCGAUGGUUUAGACCCCUUUGAAAUGUUAGGCAUCGAAAGAGCUCCAGAUGAUCAGGUAUGAAUACAAAAUCAUAAUCAAGUUAUAUUAAUAAAGUCCAUGAUAAUAUUUAUUGUCAUUAAGUUUUGUUGCCAUAUAAGGAAACGAAUAACAGUAAACAUAAUGUGUAAAAGGAAUAAUUAACGAGUAUACAAUAGGUGUUAUUUUAUUUCACUUAUUUAACAGUGGUGUGAUAGGCUAUUAAAAGGAUGAAGUAAUUACUACUGCGAAAUACAGUAAACACUGGAUAAUGUGAACCGAGGAAAACAAUAGUUUACGUUAACGAAUGUUAUAUUUAAUGUGUAAUAAACUUUUAUAAUUAACAAAAUAAACAUGCAUAAAAACGUAAUUAUAAACGUAGCUGAGGAAUGAAACUUAUAUAAUCCUAAUUCGUUUCUAUUAGCAAAGUUUUCUUCAUAGUAUACGGGGCCGAACAUAAUUAAUAAUAAGCUGCUCACAUUAUGCGAAUUUUUGUUACGU